ACGAUCGCAAACACGAACAAUUUGAACAUUUGAACAAAAUACAUUUUCAUUAUUUUUUGGUUGUUUGCUGUUAACCUUCGCCGGCUUAUAUUUUAAAAUUUGGCCCCAGCAUUUAUUUUUGCUCAAAGUUUUUGAGUUUUACUAUCCGAAAUAAAUUAAUUUUGACCACUAACAUUUGUAGUCGACUUAAACGCCGCGGCCUUGUCUCUCUCUGCGAAUGAUGGAGGCGCUGCUGGCUGUGUGGAUGUUGGGGUUGGUGGGUCUGCACGGAACUCAGGGCUUCCCUGGUGGAGCUCCAUCAUCUGCCUGCACCGAUAUGGUUCCACAGCACGACCCCAACACACUGACCGGCACACCCUACUCCAUCGUCACCAACAGCAGCACCUUCACCUCUGGCACCAAGGUUAACGUCACCAUCGUGGGCACCUUCAAGGGCUACUUCCUGCAAGCGCGAAUACCCGACACCACGACCAUCGUGGGCACAUGGGACACCCCACCUGCAAACAACAUCUUCGUGCUGUGCAAUUCCGUGCCAAAUGCCGCGGUGACGCACUCCACCAGCACGUCCAAGACGAACCUGAACUUGUUUUGGAUCCCGCCGACUACAAACCCUCCCAGCUCCGUAGUGUUUGUAGCGACCGUGGUCAAGACGGAACCCGAAUGGCAAAUGAACGUGCAGUCGGUAAAGGUCAAUGCCUCAGGUUAUGUAGCCACAACUAAGCCACCAGCUAAGACGUCAACCAAGCCAGGCAACUCUGCCGGGCGCGCGGCCCUCGCCAUGUCUGGGCUCUCCCUGGGCGCGCUGCUCGUCGUCGUCACAGCCGCGUGCUGUCGUUGAUUCCACCGGCGAAGUCACGGAGUUCCUUGAGUGCGUGCAACAGUCCGGAGUGGUGACGAAAUGUUGGUGGGGUGGUGGGGGG
Molecule: messenger RNA, 920 nt
Organism: Petromyzon marinus (sea lamprey)
Lineage: Eukaryota; Metazoa; Chordata; Hyperoartia; Petromyzontiformes; Petromyzontidae
Product: putative defense protein 1
Cellular component (GO): membrane
Source: RefSeq, a predicted model, not a curated record